Etheostoma spectabile (orangethroat darter) is the source of this 3157-nucleotide messenger RNA. It is a transcript of the gene sdccag8, whose product is annotated as SHH signaling and ciliogenesis regulator sdccag8. Lineage: Eukaryota; Metazoa; Chordata; Actinopteri; Perciformes; Percidae. The transcript has 18 exons. The record is from RefSeq and is a predicted model, not a curated record. Gene Ontology annotation, cellular component: centrosome; centriole. Gene Ontology annotation, biological process: neuron migration; centrosome cycle; establishment of cell polarity. Bases 205 to 2310 code for a protein of 701 amino acids.
GAGACACUCACCUCGGGGCACGCCGGUGGAUCAAAACAAACGCAACAUCGUUGACAAUCGAUUACCGUUACUACGUGCGCGAUAUGAUUGUUGGUACUGUAGCUAGCUAAUUGUUGCAGCUACAUAGCCUUGCCAUGAGCCAAGCAUAUUUAGCUAUAUAGCUAGUAAUACUGUAUAACGUGAUUUAACUUCAGUUAUUCAUCAAUGAAACCGUUGGACUCAGAUGAGGUUGAAGCGGAACAGCUGAGUGCUUACCAAAAGGAGCUAAGACAACGGGCCAACCAGAGCAUACAGCAACUGAGCAGUGCUCUGGAGCAGCAGAGCUCUGAUGAAGAAAAGGUGGAGGAGCCCAGAGGCAGUGGUGGCAGCCUCUUCACCGCCCUGGUUGAAGAGGACAAUGCUGCAUGGAGUCAAAAGACACAGAGUGAAGCAGUUAAUCAGCUGAAGAGCCUUCUACUAAAACAGUGCAGAGAAAUUCCUUCUCCUCUCUCUCCUUCAAAGAAACAGUCUCCAGUCAAGAGAGUACAGCAGGAGGAAAGGUCCAACUUGCCUGCCUAUCAAGAUUUGGUCCCAAUGAUUCACAACCAGUCAGAGUACAUUCAACACCUGGAAGCUGAGGUCAAAUUAUGCAAGGAGGAGCUGCAGGGGAUGAAACAGCAGAUCAGAGUGGUGGUGGUGGAGAAUGAGAAGCUGCAUUCAGACCUCAAAUCCAAAGCUGUAGAUGAAUCUCAGAAAGACUACACAUUCCGAAACUCCACGGUGAAUGAGAGUAUGGCAGCCAACAGCCACAGCAUGCUGCAGAGAGCAGAACACACCACAUGGAAAAAUGAACUGGAACAAUUGAAAGGAAUCUACCAGACCCAGAUUCAAAGCUUGGAAGCUCAGGUCCUCUCUCUCAGGAAAGAUCUGUCUGUCAGUCAGAAGGAAUGUGAGGAGGUGAAGGUUCGUCUGAGACACCGGGAGAAACAGGCUGCAGAUGCACUGAGGGCUGAGGGAGCUCCCCGUGUGGCAGGAUUGUGUCUGAAGUGUGCACAGCACGAAGCUGUGUUGGCGGGGACUCACACAAAUCUCCAUGUCCAGGCUAUUGACAGGCUCACAAAGGAGCGUGAUGAGUUACUAGUGGCUCUGCGUGCUGUGCGGGCUAGUCAGCAGGAGGCACAACAGAGGGAGUGGUCAGCUUGUCUCCAAGUCAAACAGGCUGUGGAGAUGGCGGAAGAAGCAAAUCUGGACAAAGCUAGGGUGGAGGUGCAGUGUGAGCAGUUGUCCAGGGAACUGGCUCGACAGAGGGAGCAACUAGAACGAGAAGCACAGGGCUCACAGGAGAGACUGUCUGAGGCCAGAGAGGAGGGCCGGGCUGAGGCCCGCAAACAGAGAGAGGAGCUGGCACAUACAGUGUCCAGCCUCUCCCAGCAUGUUGCUGAGUUGGAAGGACAGCUAGACAGAACUCACAGAGACAAGAGCUCACUGACCAAUCAACUGGAAGAUGCUCUUUGCAAACUUGCCAGUCAGGAACAAGACAAUACCAAGGUGUGUUUGGAUCUGCGACAUCAACUUAGUCAGGCCCAACUGAAGAAAGAGGAGGCAGAGAGAGAGCUCCGGGAGCUCAACACCAAGACCAGCAGACAGAGGGAAAAGGCAGCACAGGAAGUGGAAAGGCUGAGCUCAGAGCUGGUUGGCUGUCGGCAGCAUUUGGAGGCGGUCCAAAAGGACGGGAGCCAAUGGCAGGCCGAAGCCCUGAGCCUAGCAGAACAGCUGGCAAAUGCCCAGCGCCAACUGCACCUCACCAGACAGGACAGAGAGAGUUCAGAACGGGCUCAUGAGGAGGAAAUGGCGUCUGCAACCCUUUCAGCACGGGAAAGAGAGAGAGAGCUGGCUGUGCUGCUGGAGCAAACAGAGGCUCAACACCUGCAGAGAGUUGGUGAAUUGGACGGUCUGCUGAGUUCCCAGAAUUCCCUGAUCAGGAAGCUCAAGGAGGAGUGCUGCAUGCUGGGAGUCAAACUGGAGGAGCUGACAGAAAACAGCAGAGGAGAGCUGGAGCAGCUGGCCCUGGAGAAGCAGCACCUAGAAGAGACAGUAAAGAGUCUGAGAGCUCGCUGCUCGGACAUGGAGGAACAGUGUGUCCAACACGGCCGCAUGCACCAGCGCAUGAAAGACAGGCUGCAACAGUUGGACCGUCACUGUCAGAGCAGCGCCCAGCAGGUGUGUGAGCUGCUGGCCAAACAGAACCAGCUGAUGCAGGAGAGAAACACACUCACUGAGGAGAUGCAGAACCUACACAUAGAGAGACGAGUCAAUACUCUGUCCACGUGAGUCUGUUCUCCCUGUUUGGAACUGGAUCUGAAGUCAGAAAUUUCCUGUUGACAAGAACAUACCACAGAGUUAUUUUAGUUGUUUGUUUUUUUUACCCAGGAAGGCAUUUGUGUUCCUCAUUCUUUUUGUAUUAAGGUGCACUGUUUAUACUUAAUGUUUACAAAUGUUUUCUGAUCAGAACUGAAAAUCAGGUUUCCAUUUUAUAUUUUGCAAUACACUGUUACUGUGAUAUGUUAAACUGGAUGUGUGUGUUUUUUUUUUUAACCUCAUUCAUUAAUUUAUUUUUUACAGAUUUAAUAAACGACCGCUGAGCUUUAGGGACAUGCUAAAUGAUUUUUUUUUUCUCCAUUUUUAACAUUUUAACUGAGAUGAAAGUUCAGAGGAUCAAUAGUAUUUUCAGCGACAAAUCAAAUAAGUCAACACUACCGUAGCAGAUUGACAUAGUUCUUUAUUGAAGCUGUCUGUAAGAAGGAAAAUAAUGUGCAUCCCUAUCAUAUACAUUUUAUGUGUAAAAAUACUAAGGAUGUACAGUGUAAAAAAACAGCUUCAUGUUGAUGGUAAUAUGUUGUUUUCACAUCCUCGCGGCCUUACCGGCCAGCAGCACUGCAUCCUGACAGCUUGAGGGACAGAAAAAGGCUGUUUGAUCGAUCUGCUGUGUUUCCUGACACCGUCUCAGAAUCACAUCACCUCUGCUCCGUCGACACGUCAGAGAGCCGAGCUGACUUACAGUGCUUCAGAGAAACAUGGCCCACUCUGAGAACAUCUGGCAGCUGUCCACAGAUGUCUCACACAGCUGUAAAGCUACAGUAGAUGGACAUGGACAUGAAAUUAAAACUCAAUUACACUU